AUGGCUCUCACCGACAUCCCCAAUGUACUAGCAAAGAUCGAGGCACGAGAGAAAGAUGUACCCUGGUACGAUCCAGAAAUUGGAAAGAAGCUGGGAGAAUCAGCACGAGAGUUACUGGAGAACUAUAGCAAGGUUCCAGCCGCCGAGGUCGAGGAUCAUGUGUACAAGAUUAGAGACGAAGCCUGGAAAGCCUUUCCCUACCCUUGUAUUGGCGGCUUUCGAUUUCUCGACUUAGCCAUCUCCCUCUCCCGCUCCUACCCCACCAUCCUCCAGCGCCUCAAGACCGGAAACGAGAACUUCCUCGACCUAGGCUGUUGUUUCGGUCAAGAAAUCCGGCGUCUAGUUUACGACGGCGCGCCCUCCUCUCAUCUCUACGGCGCCGACCUGCGCCCAGAGUUCUUCGCCCUAGGCUACAAACUCUUCCGUGACUCUUCCACCCUACAAUCCACCUUCAUCGCAGCAGACGUCUUCGACCCCUCGUCUCCAUUAAAGGAUCUAGAAGGCAGGAUUGAUAUCUUGUACGCUGGGAGUUUUCUGCAUCUGUUUGAUUAUGAGCAGCAAGUGAAGGUUUGUAAAAGAAUUAUAGAGACUUUGAGGGCGAGGAAGGGGAGUGUGGUGCUUGGGAGACAGGUGGGGAAUGUGAUUGCUGGGGAGAAGGUGCAUAGGACGAAUGAAGCGCAGAGUAUGUUUCGACAUAAUGAGGAGAGUUUUAGGAAGAUGUGGGUGGAGAUUGGGGAGGCGACAGGGUCGAAGUGGAGGGUUGAGGUUGAGAUGUUUGAAGUUGAGCGGAGAUCCAUAAAUGAGACUCAUGGGCCAGAUGGGAGAGCUAUUAAGUUUUCUGUUUGGAGAGAAUGA
Hyaloscypha bicolor E is the source of this 855-nucleotide messenger RNA. RefSeq lists its product as uncharacterized. The transcript has 3 exons. Lineage: Eukaryota; Fungi; Ascomycota; Leotiomycetes; Helotiales; Hyaloscyphaceae. The record is from RefSeq and is a predicted model, not a curated record. Bases 1 to 855 code for a protein of 284 amino acids.